Messenger RNA from Closterium sp. Naga37s-1, 1029 nucleotides. Lineage: Eukaryota; Viridiplantae; Streptophyta; Zygnematophyceae; Desmidiales; Closteriaceae. The record is from the annotation of a GenBank genome assembly.
AUGGGAGUAGAUGUAAUAAUUGGAGUAGCCUUGGCUGUUGGGGAAGAUGUGCCGGUGUUGGGGAUAGAUGUGGCACCGACAGGAGUAGAUGCGCCAAUAGCAGCAGGCAGGGCAACAGGUGUUGCUGGUGUGUUGGCAGCUGCUGUAGCAGUGCGUGGGGGGACUGUGGUUGCUACAGCCGCUGAGAGUGGAGUAAGGCGAGGAGUGAGGAGGGCUGGCUGUGUUACAGCUGGUGCUGCAGGAGUGGCAGGUAAUGGCUGUGAUACAGCUGCUGCUCCAGGAGUGGUAGACACCAGCUUUGCUACAGCUGUUUCUGCAGCAGGAGUGGCAGGCAAUGGCUGUGAUACAGCUGCAGGAGUGACAGGUACCAGCUUUGCUACAGCUGCUCCUGCAGCAGAAGUGGCAGGCAGUGCUACAGCUGCUGCUACAGGAGUGGCAGGCACAGGUUUCGCUACAGAUGUUGCAGGAGCGACAGGUACCAGCUUUGCUACAGCCGCUGCCGCUGCAGGGGUGGCAGGCACUGACUGUGCUACAACUGCUGCUGCAGGACUGGCAGGCAGCGUCUUUGUUACAGCUGCUAAUAGGGACGGGGAUGAUACUGCAGGGCGUGGUGUUGCUGAUGGUGUUGCUGUUGUUCCUGCUACAGGCUUCACUGUUGCUGCUGACGUGGCAGGUGAUGCAGGUGAUGCAGGUGGUGACGUGGCAGAUGUGCCACCCGUCCCACGAAGCAUGGUGCCACCUGCACCUACUCCUCUCCCUUCAACUACUCUCCCUUCACCUCCACCUGCUGCCGCCCCUGCUAUCACUCCGGUGCCUCCUUUGCCUCCUGCUGCUGCUCCCAGAGCAACUCCACCUGAUAAUGCCCCUGCAGUCACUCCUGAUGUACGUCCUGUGGUGGCUUUGGCUGCUGUUCCCAUAACAACUGCACCUGCUGCUGUCCCUGCUAAUGUUCCUGUUCUGCUACCUGCGGUGACCAUAGGGCUAGGAGAGAGAAUGCUUUUGCUGCUGGUAACCGGAGCAGAGACCUGA